Molecule: messenger RNA, 2674 nt
Organism: Eutrema salsugineum
Lineage: Eukaryota; Viridiplantae; Streptophyta; Magnoliopsida; Brassicales; Brassicaceae
Product: putative pentatricopeptide repeat-containing protein At2g01510
Exons: 1
Coding region: 107-2581 (824 amino acids)
Biological process (GO): RNA modification
Molecular function (GO): zinc ion binding; RNA binding; protein binding
Source: RefSeq, a predicted model, not a curated record
UAGUCCGGCGCCGGAAGUUGCUUCGUUCUCCGGCAGAGGACCAAACGGGUUAAUCCCGGAGAUCCUAAAAACCCGACUUGAUUGCUCCGGGAGUUAUAAUUGGCUUAUGACACGUUGUUAUUGCAAAGCCAAUGAAGCCCGAUCAAGAACUCUUGCGACUCUACGGCAGCUCCGACAACCGGCACCGGCGAGAUUUUUCCAAACACGUGUUGAUGCUCGGAUUAUUAAAACUGGGUUUGACACAGAUACGUGUCGCUCCAAUUUCAUCGUCGAGGACUUUCUCCGGAGAGGUCAAGUCUCUGCUGCACGCAAGUUGUAUGAUGAAAUGCCUCACAAGAACGUCGUUUCCACCAAUACGAUGAUUUCGGGUUACGUAAAGUCCGGUGAUAUUUCCAGCGCCAGAGAGCUAUUCGACGCUAUGGUCGAAGGUAGAACUGUUGUGACUUGGACUAUCUUGAUGGGAUGGUACGCCGGGAACAACCGGUUCGAUGAAGCUUUCAAGCUUUUCCGUGAGAUGUGCAGGUCUUAUACUUUGCCUGAUCAUGUGACCUUUGCUACGCUUUUACCAGGCUGCAAUGACUCGGUUUCCGAGAACACGGUGGGUCAAGUUCAUGGCUUUGCCGUCAAGUUAGGCUUUGAUAGGAACCCUUUUCUCACUGUUUGCAAUGUAUUGGUUAAGUCUUACUGUGAGAUAGGGAGGCGUGAUUUGGCCUUUGUGGUGUUUGAGCAGAUUUUAGAGAAAGACUCUGUCACGUUCAACACGCUUAUCACAGGGUAUGAGAAGGAUGGUUUGUACAUUGAGGCGACUCGUCUCUUCCUCGAAAUGCAGAGGUCUGGUCACAAGCCUUCGGAUUUCACGUUUUCUGGGGUUCUUAAGGCAGUUGUUGGGCUACAUGAUUUUUCUCUUGGUCAACAGCUCCAUGGUUCGGCGAUUACUACCGGCUUUUCCAAUGAUGUCGCAGUUGGGAACCAGAUUCUUGAUUUCUACUCCAAACAUGAUCGUGUUCUUGAAACUAGGAAUCUUUUUAACGAAAUGCCUGAGCUGGAUUUUGUCUCUUACAAUGUGGUCAUCUCAAGCUAUUCGCAGGCUGAACAAUACGAGGAAUCCUUGGAGCUGUUCAGAGAAAUGCAGCGCAUGGGGUUUGAUCGGAGAAACUUCCCUUUCGCGACUGUGCUGAGCAUUGCAGCUAACUUGUCGUCCCUGCAGAUGGGUCGACAAAUUCACUGCCAGGCCAUCGUGGCAACGGCUGAUUCGAUCCCUCAUGUCGGGAACUCUCUAGUUGGUAUGUACGCAAAGUGUGAGAUGUUUGAGGAAGCUGAGUUGAUAUUCGAGAGUUUAUCACAACAGAGCACUGUUUCAUGGACCGCCUUGAUCUCAGGUUAUGUUCAGAAAGGGCUUCAUGGAGCUGGGCUUAAGCUGUUCACCAAGAUGCGAGGAGCAAGUUUACGAGCAGACCAAUCCACGUUUGCUACUGUAUUGAGAGCUUCCGCUAGUUUAGCUUCUUUGUCGUUGGGGAAACAGCUCCACGCAUUCAUAAUCAGGUCAGGGAACUUGGAAAACGUCUUCUCUGGAUCUGGACUGGUUGAUAUGUACGCCAAGUGUGGUUCCAUCAAAGAUGCUGUUCAAGUAUUCAGAGAGAUGCCUGAUAGAAAUGUAGUUUCAUGGAAUGCUUUGAUCUCAGCAUACGCUGAUAACGGAGAUGGAGAAGCAGCGAUCGGUGCGUUUACAGAUAUGAUUCACUCAGGUCACCAGCCAGAUUCAGUCAGCGUCUUGGGCGUAUUGACCGCAUGUAGUCACUGUGGAUUUGUUGAACAAGGAACGGAGUAUUUCCAGGGAAUGUCUCGGAUCUAUGGGAUAACUCCAGGAAAAAAACACUACGCGUGCAUGCUGGAUUUGCUUGGCAGAAACGGGAGAUUCGCAGAAGCAGAGAAGCUGAUGAGGGAAAUGCCCUUUGAGCCAGAUGAAAUCAUGUGGUCGUCAGUGUUGAACGCAUGUCGGAUUCACAAGAAUCAAGGCCUUGCUGAGAGAGCAGCAGAGAAGCUUUUCAGCAUGGAGAAGCUCAGGGACGCUGCUGCUUAUGUAAGCAUGUCCAAUAUCUACGCAGCUUCUGGUGAAUGGGAAAGCUCUAGUCGUGUUAAGAAAGCGAUGCACGAGCGAGGUAUCAAGAAGGUUACGGCUAAUAGCUGGGUUGAAGUGAACCACAAGAUUCACGUGUUCUCAUCGAAUGACCAGACACACCCGAGAGGAGAUGAGAUCGUGAGAAAGAUCAAUGAAUUGACAGAUGAGAUCGAAAGACAAGGGUACAAGCCUGACACGAGCUGCGUAGGACAAGACACAGAUGAGCAGACGAAGAUUGAGUCGCUUAAGCUCCACAGUGAACGUUUAGCUGUUGCGUUUGCUCUUAUCAGUACACCAGAAGGGUCUCCGAUCGUUGUGAUGAAGAACCUGAGGGCCUGCAGGGAUUGCCACGCUGCGAUAAAACUGAUAUCGAAGGUUGUAAAGAGGGAGAUAACUGUAAGGGAUUCAAGCAGAUUCCAUCACUUUAGGGAUGGGCUCUGUUCUUGUAGGGAUUACUGGUGACUCAGCUUUAGUUUAGGUUCUUCUCUGAAGUGAAUGCGCUUGAUCAAUGUGGAAAUGGUUCAUAAAUAUUCUGAACGUUAGAGAUUAAUAAAA